AAGAAUUUCAGAUGUAUUCACUUUUUAUUUCUUUUCCCCUUUCUCUUCAUUCGCGCCCUAGACCCCGUGCCCACCCCAUUUCUGUUUCAAUGUCAGAGUUCAAAGCAUUUUCCAGUUGAUUGAGCCCUAAGUGUCAACCCCAUUUCUUGUUCAUUUUGUCGAGCGAAAACCAGAGUUCCUCACGUUACCAAGUUGAGUGUUAAUCGUUGAAGGUGGCCGUAGACGUGGUGGUGAGAGGCCAUUGAUGUGGUGGCUUCGUUGCUUGUUGGCUGUUGGGUGAGAGGCCAUUGAAGCUGUCCUCGUUUUCUGCCAUUCCAGACCCUGUGAAAUAACCUGGUGCCUAAAUCAUCAUGCAGAAAGAAAGGAAUUAAAGACACACUUGACCACAAGUUCUAGCCAUAAAAACAGGUCCUUUUCACAACACAUCUAACUCCAUAAUGAGAUGAUGCCACAUGAAAGCAGUGCAGAACAAAGAUUCUAGGUAAACCGUACUUGUGAAGUCCUACAGAAGUGUGACACCUAUGAUGGCUGUUCUUAGAAAUCAUUACCAGAAUCAGAAAUUUUCCGGCAAAAAACCAAAAAUGGACCAUAGCUGGAUGUAUAACAUGCUUGAUCCUUCACGGAUACUCAGACAAGAGUUCAUUAAUGGAGUAGCAGAGUUUGUAUCCAAAGCAAUGGAGCAAACUAGCUUUAUAGGUAGAGGGAUAAGGUGUCCGUGUGUCAAUUGCAAAUGUGAGAAAAUCCAUAAACCACAAGAUGUGAUGGCUCAUUUGUUAAAAUUUGGAUUUAUACCAAACUACAACAUUUGGGUUAAUCAUGGAGAAGAGGGAACAAAUGUUCAGAACUUAGGUUAUGCAUCCAGUAGCUUCAAAAACAUGAAUUGUGGGGAUCAGUUUGCUUCAACAACUAAAAUGGUGUAUGAUGCCUAUAUGAAAACAUGUGAUUUGGCGUCACUUCAUGGUAAUGUGGGGAAUGACAGUUUAUAUGAAGAGUCCCCUAGUGCUGAAGCACAAAGAUUUUGUGAAAUGUUAGCCUUUGCGAAAAAACUUAUUUAUGAAGGAGUAACCGAGUCAAGAUUAUCAAUAUCUAUAAGGCUUCUGGCGAUCAGAACCAAAUGGCAUGUUAGUGAAGAAUGCUUAGAUGAUAUGAUUCAAAUGCUUGUUGAUGUCACUCCUAAAGAUAAUUGCAUACCUAAGAACUACCGUGAAGCAAAAAAGAUAGUCUCUAGUCUUGGGUUGAAGACUAAAAAGAUUGGGUUGAAGGCUCAAAAGAUUGAUUGUUGUGAAGAUGGGUGCAUGCAUUACAAGAUUGAUGACCAAUUAACAAAAUGCAAGUUUUGUCAUCAUCCUAGGUAUUUACCUCGUAAGGGUGUCAUAGGAAGUCAUAAAAGUGUCCCAGUGCAACUCACCCCAUCUGAGAUCCCAGUGCAGCUCACCCCAUCUAUUGUAUCUUCUUCGGACAAUGAUCUACCUAAUGAGGAGGUGGAACAUGAUGACAGUGGCAGGGUUAUUAUUACACCCAUUGGUAAAGGGUGGACGCCUAACCACCAUGCCAUUGAGGCAAUUGGGCAGGUAAUUAGGGCACAAUUCAGGAGUCCCUACCAUCAUUAUGAGGUGGUCCCUGAAGAUAUUCAGCUUAGAUGGUGGACCCACUUUAAGUCUAUUGUUACUUGGGCACCUCAACAUGAGUCGCAAAUUCAAAAAGUUUAUGAGAAAAAAGUCAGAAAGUGCCUUUGUGACAUGCUCUCCAAAGCAAAAUCCAAGGGGACCCGGCCUAAUUGGAUAGGAGAACAAGCCUGGAUUGAGUUGCUCAACUAUUGGGACAAUGAGAAGUUCAAAGCAAAAUCUUUUCUGAAUAAAAUGAACACAUCUUCAGCAAGAGGUGGUGCACUACACUCUACGGGAUGCAAAUCCCACCUCAAGGAGCGAAAACAUGGUUGUUGUGUAAAUGUAGAUGAGUUUUUUCUUGUCACUCACACAAAGAAGGAUGGUGCUUGGGUAGACACCCGUGCACAUGAAACCUGUGAUAUAAAAUCAGAUGGUUCUACAAGAUCUACUACAACAACAAAGAUUGACUGCUCGAAAGAUAUUGCUGGAGGGACGAGUAGAGGUGGAGUUGAUGCUACUGGGGACUUGGCUGCCAACAUUCAUCACGGUGCCUCAUCCUUCACUCAACCUUUGACUUCAAUCCGCACAAUUCAUUCAACACAUGAGAAGUUGCUUGAGACAGAGAGGCUUCAUGAAGAAGUAAGACAAGCCACUCUAAGAGCUGCUGCAGCAGAUGAGAAAGCAGCUGUAGCCAAUCAAAGAGCUGUUGCAACAUUAAAGGGCUUGGCUGAAACAAAUAAGAAGUUUGAUGUCAUGGAAGAGUAAAUAUAGUUGAUCAAGCAACCGUUGGCCUUCGUGUUGGAAAGAAAAACCGCAGACACUACAACAACCAAACUUGGAUGAUCAACCCCUUCUUUGAUCAUGGACUUCAUUGAAAGGUUCGGUUUCAGCGGACUUCUUCUGGCGCUGUGUGGCUAUUACUUUGGAUCUAGCUACCUCCAUUCUAGUUCCAAGUUCAGUUGGCUCAACUGUAUGCUUACAUUGUAAUCAAGUUUUAAGUUGUAGUUUCCUCCAAUUUUAUCAACAUCCAGGAAUUGCAAUGUGUGUGCCUGAAUUGUAAUUUGAUCCUUUAACUAGUCCUUAAGUAACAAUGUUUUAACUAUAUAUAUUAUUUCUGUAUAUAUGAUUUAAAUAUUUGAAUUAAAA
Vigna unguiculata (cowpea) is the source of this 2753-nucleotide messenger RNA. RefSeq lists its product as uncharacterized. NCBI's taxonomy places the organism in Eukaryota, Viridiplantae, Streptophyta, Magnoliopsida, Fabales, Fabaceae. The record is from RefSeq and is a predicted model, not a curated record.